UACGUCUCUAAGCAGAAAGUCGGUUCAAGGUCGUCACAAUCAGGCGACUAUACUAUUGUCAGUACAGCUCUAGUUGUCGACCAAACAUCUCAACUAGCGUUUGGAGAUUAUUUACAAUAAUGCACCUCAAACGAAAUGACCCUAAACCACUGAUUGAUCCUGAUCGCCUAACUCUCAUUGGAUUCAGAUUUUGCCCUUAUGUUGAUCGUGUCAGACUAAUAUUGAGUUACUACAAGAUUGAUUAUGAUCUUAUCAAUGUUUCAUUGGCUUCAAAACCUGAAUGGUUUUUAGAAAUGUAUCCAAUUGGCAAAGUUCCAUUAUUAUUAUUACCAAAUGAACAAAAAUUACCAGAAUCCGAUGAGAUUAUACGUCAUAUAGAUAAAUUAUAUGGUUCUGAAACUUUAUUAUCCCAUUGUGGUAUUGAAGAAUUUGAAAAAGCUAAAGAACUUAUUACUGGUAUAUCGAGACCAAGUUAUAUGAUUAUGUGUGUGCAAGAAAUAAAUCUAUGUGAUGUAUCACUGUAUCGAGCAGCAUGCAAUAAGAUAAAUGACGCUAUCAAAGGUCCAUAUUUUACUGGUCCUGAAUUAAGUCUAGCCGAUUUGAUUUUGUUUCCACAUUUGCAUCGAUUCGAAGUAGUUAUGGGUCGAAUAACCGGUAAAAAACCAGAAGAAAUCAAUGAACUAAAUAUAAAUGAUGAAUUACGUAAAGAAUUCCCAAAAUUGACUGAAUUUUUAGAUACAAUGCGUAAACAACCAUUUGUGAUUGAUAUUACUAUCCCAUAUCGUAUUCAUGUUCAAUAUGCGGCUUCAGUACUUUCAGGUCAUGCUAAUCCAGACAUAGAAUAGUUUCUAAUUAAUUUCUUUAUAAUAAUUCAUUUUGUUUAUUUAAAGACAAUAUUAAUUUGAUGAUAUGAUUGUUAGGAAAAUGAUUAUCAUCGUAUUAUAGUACAAUUAUAAAGAAUUGACUAGUUAUGUUAUUUAUCUUUCUAUAAACGAUAAAUUCGAUGAUGGUAUAUCGUAGGUAAGCAUCAUCAUCAUCAACUUUUGUUUCCAUUAUUUUAUUCCUUGUAAAAUGAUUUUCUUUUAGAUGUCAUUUACUAUUAAUGUAUGUCGUAGAUUGGUAGUAUAAUAAUACUCACAGUUACUGCAUCUAAUGAAUAAAAAUUCCUGAGUGUAACAAAUAGUAAAUGUUAGUUCCAAUCAAUAGUAUGGCUCCCAAAUGCCCUGGUACGGCC
This is a messenger RNA of Schistosoma mattheei, 1234 nucleotides long. The record is from the annotation of a GenBank genome assembly. NCBI's taxonomy places the organism in Eukaryota, Metazoa, Platyhelminthes, Trematoda, Strigeidida, Schistosomatidae.